GAACAAAUACUCCGUACUUUCUUUAAAGUAUCUUCGUUGAUCAACUACGCCGGCUUCUUCCUCCGGUCAGAUCUAUUCGCUGGCAGCUAUAGAUGCUCUCCGGCAACUCCGAAUCUUCCUACUCCGGUCGGUUCUUAGAGAAUAAAGAUCUGGUUGUUUACAAAGCUAUUUUCCAAGGACUGCGUCAAUGAAGAAGGAAGACAGGGACCACCUCCAGUGAGAGAAGGAUGGCGAUUAUGAUCUCCUGUGAAGGGAGGGCGGCAGGCAGUGACGAUCUAGGGUGAAGAGAGAACGACGGUCUCUAGUGAAGGGAGGACGACAGACUGGCAGGGACAAUCUAUGGGGAACGUGUAGCGGCAGAGAAGCCAACUUUAAUUUCGACGUUGGAUUGUUUAGUGGGUCGAUGAUUUCAAUGGGAAUAUUUUAGAAAUUUAGAGCAAGAGCAAUGACAAGGAGAAAGUGAAAUGCCACACGCUGACGUGUUAUAUUUUGACCAAUAAAAUAUAGUCCAGUCAUGCAGUGUCACAUGAGUUGAGUGGCAAUUCCUGCAAUGACAAAUGCCACGAUAGGUGGGGUGGAACGCCCCUGAAUUGCCUCGCGCCUCGCCUCCACUCGCUGAUGUGGCAGGGCGUGUCAUUCCUUUGACACACCGCUGGUGAUGCUCUUAACCCCAUUUUUCUCCUUGCCUUGCAAAUGGAUGUACAUCCGGGACCUAUUUUACGCGAUGUUUUAGUAAUUGAAGCGGGAGACCAUAGGUGUGAUGCGGUUUGGGCCGAAGAAGAAUAUGCUAAAAAAGUAUUAAAGUGUCACAGGACUUGUACUAGUUUGUAUACGAGGACUCUUAUUGUUAAUAGACAGGUUCGUGUGAGUGAGUUUUUACGAGAAUACGGAUUUUAUGGGGUUGAGAAAGUUGGUGGCUUGCAGUUGGACUGUGCUUUGAUCACAGCUCUAGUGGGGAGAUGGAGGCCCGAGACCCAUUCAUUCCAUCUUCCCUUCGGAGAGGUUGGAAUUACUUUGCAGGAUGUAGAGGUUUUGCUUGGAUUGCCCAUAGAUGGCAAUCCAUUGGCGGGGAUGACUGGCCGAUCCAAAGAUCAGUGGAUUCAGAUUUGUGCGGACAUGAUGGGAUUUAGGCCUCAAACAUCCGACAUUACUUCUACUAUGAUUAAGAUGUCUGCCAUUGUUCCUAAGGAACUAACAGAUCAGAGUUUAGAUGUAGAUUACUUGCAGCAUGCUAGAGCUAUUAUGUUUAAGUUUGAUGUUCUUGAAGAUGGAUUCCAAGGCGUGGAAUCUGUCUAUGGUAAAUUUUCCAGACAUCAAUCUAGGGUUUAUGUUGGUUUACGACCUCUCCCAAUCAACGAUGAACCAAUAUGGAGGCAUUUUAUACGAAAAGCAUCACGUGAAUAUGAUGUAGUUGAAGUAUUCAUCGGGGUGUCUAAAAAUGUUGAGGAGGAAGCGGAUGGUAAUCCAUUCUUCCACCAACAAAUGGAUCAGCCCUCUUCAUCCCAUUUCGCUCAACAUAUUGACAGCGAUCCAGAUGAUGCUGAGUACAUUGCACCCUCAACGGAAGAUGAAGAAUCUUCGGAAGAGGAAGAGGACAUAUCUGCAGAUGAAGGAGAAGAUGGCCAGGACGUUCGUGCAAUGCCACAAUUACAUGACCGGCAAAGUCACGUACUAAAUCUGUCGUUGAGGCCAAUGUUCCACAUCCCAAUUAUUGAGGUCGACAACAGGCACGGUGGUAUUGAUCACGCAUUCAAAAAUAUUCCAGAAUUGCAGGGAGGUCAAGUCACUCGAAGAUUUUGUCUCCACCAUGUGCGAAGCAAUUUCCAUAUCAAGUUUCCAAGUAAGAAACUGAAGAACAUGAUGUAUAAAGCUGGUAAGACCCCUAGCAGAAGUGAGUUUGAGCAGACGCUUCUCCAGAUAGCAUCCAAAAAUCAAGAAGCAUAUAACUGGCUUAGGGCUAUUCCAAAACACAUGUGGGCAUUGUCCCACGAUGAAGGUGGCUCACGCCAUGGUAUUACGACAACAAAUUCAUCAGAAAGCUUCAAUCAUGUCCUUAAGGGAUGUCGUUGUUUACCUAUCUUUGCCAUUGUGAGGUUCACGUAUGACAAAUUGGUCAAGCUAUUUGUUGAUAGGCGAACCAAUGGAUAUUUGUGGCAACAAUCUGGGUAUAAUUUUCCAAUGAAUGUGUGGAAAAAGAUCAAGAACAAUGAAGAAAAUAGGCUUUAUUGUCGUGUUGUACAGCACCACGCACAGCAUGGGAUAUACUCUGUGGUUGUGGAUGGGUCCUUCAACAAUGGUCACCGCGAGACAUUUGUGGUGAAUUUAAAUGGACGGACAUGUACCUGUGGAGAUUGGUCCUACAUCAACGCUUAUUCGGACAUGCUAAUGCCGCUUCCCGAUGAGGCCGACUGGCCUACCUCAGGAUACGAGAUUCGAAUGCGCUCUCUUCUCCUCAUUCGUCACUCUCUGCGUCAUUCAACAAUGGCCUCUCCCAAACUCUAUGCCCUUUUCGUAUUCCUUCUCUCUUUGUUUUCGCGUCACUCUGCCUCCGACGACUCCUCCUCCUGCUUCCUCGGAAUGAACUACGGCCGGAUCGCCGACAACCUUCCGUCUCCGUCCAAGGUAGUUGAGCUGCUCAAGAGUCAGGGGAUCCGCCGGGUCAAGCUCUACGACACUGACUCCGAGGUUCUCGCCGCUCUUUCCGGAUCUGGCAUAACCACCACUGUCGCGCUUCCCAACGACCAGCUGUCCUCCGCCGCCGCCGCCGACCGGACCUUCACCGACUCCUGGGUGCGGUCCAACGUCGUGCCGUACAAGUCCAUCAUCGAGGCCGUCGCCGUCGGCAACGAGGUGUUCGUCGACCCGGCGAACACAACCUCGUACCUCGUCCCGGCGAUGCGGAACGUCUACGCCUCGCUGGCGA
Cuscuta campestris is the source of this 2923-nucleotide messenger RNA. The record is from the annotation of a GenBank genome assembly. NCBI's taxonomy places the organism in Eukaryota, Viridiplantae, Streptophyta, Magnoliopsida, Solanales, Convolvulaceae.